AUGGGAGCGCACGUUUUGGAGUCCAACUCCAGCGGAAACUUGACCCCUGCGGCGUCCGAGCCAGGGACUAUCUUCCCGGGUUAUCUGGUGGUGAUCCUGGCCGUGCUCAUGGUGACUCUGGUGGUUGUGGUGGUGGCGGGGAACGCGCUGGUCAUCAUGGCUUUUAUUGUGGAUAAAACCCUGAGAACUCAAAGCAACUACUUCUUUCUGAACCUUGCCAUAUCAGAUUUUCUCGUGGGUGCCUUCUGCAUCCCAGUUUACAUCCCAUACAACCUGACCGGCCGCUGGAUGCUGGGCAAAGGGCUCUGCAAGGUGUGGCUGGUAAUGGACUACCUGCUCUGCACCGCCUCAGUCUUCAACAUUGUGCUCAUUAGUUACGAUCGUUUCCUGUCAGUCACCAGAGCAGUCAAAUACCGAGCACAGAGGAACAUGACCCAACAAGCAGUGCUCAAGAUGGUGGCCGUUUGGGUGCUGGCCUUCCUUCUGUAUGGCCCUGCCAUCAUCUUCUGGGAGACUGUGGUGGGGCAGAGUGUGGUUCCGUCUCACGAGUGCUACGCUGAGUUUUACUUCACCUGGUAUUUCCUCCUCAGCGCAUCCACCUUUGAGUUCUUCGCUCCUUUUAUAUCUGUGGCGUUCUUCAACCUCAGCAUCUACUUGAACAUCCACCGCAGGAACAAGAACAACAGUGCCUGCUCCGAGGAGGAGCCAAAGCCAGAGCCCAGGGUCCGGAAGCACAAAGAAGCUGUGGCGUGGUCCGUGUUUUUUGUAAAAACUCGUAAAGUUUCCUCCAGUGAGCCCACAGCCAUCUCAGCAGCCAUUGGGCAUGAUGACGUUCUAUCGCCCUCCUCCAGUGGCGAGCCCUCCACCUCUCAGAUAUUCUUACAAAGUGAGAGUGGGGAAUGUGUCGAGGACUAUUGGUAUGAAAUGACGUUUUGGCUGCUCUGGCUGAACUCAGCCAUUAACCCCUUCCUGUACCCUCUGUGCCACAGCAGCUUUCGAAGGGCUUUCUCCAAAAUCCUGUGCCCCAAGAGACAAUCAGUUCAGCCUCAAAUCGAGAUACAAUCCUGUUAG
Molecule: messenger RNA, 1071 nt
Organism: Knipowitschia caucasica
Lineage: Eukaryota; Metazoa; Chordata; Actinopteri; Gobiiformes; Gobiidae
Source: the annotation of a GenBank genome assembly